Messenger RNA from Ilex paraguariensis (yerba mate), 330 nucleotides. NCBI's taxonomy places the organism in Eukaryota, Viridiplantae, Streptophyta, Magnoliopsida, Aquifoliales, Aquifoliaceae. The record is from the annotation of a GenBank genome assembly.
AUGGAGCACUUGUGUAUUUUAGAGCUUUCUAUUGCCCAUCCAGAGUUGGAACCGGCAAUUUCAAAGUUAUUGGAGUGGAUUUAUGACAACAAUAACUCGAAGGCAUUCUGCCAAGAGAUAACCUCAAGUGUAGGAAGGUUUAGUCUUCGGGAGAAAGAGGAGUUCACUGGAAGAACUGGGGGCAAAGAGAGCUUCAAUAAUGCCAUGGUAGCUAGACAAGCAUGGAGGCUGGUUCAGACUCUACAAUCUUUAUGGGCCCAAGUCCUCAGAGCUAAAUACUACGCAGGGCAAUCAUUGUGGCAAUUAAAACCCAAAGCUGCUAGCUCAUAG